CACUUAUCCAUCAUGAAACUUCUUCUCCUGACCGUCGUCCUGGCUGUGGCCUCCGCCGCUCCCCAGCAGCAGCAGCAGCCGCCCGUCGCCAUCAUCUUGGACGACCGAUCUGCGCCCGAGAACGGAGCCUACUCCUUCCAGUUCCAGGCAGAGAACGGCAUCAGGCAGAGUGAGGCUGGGACGCCAGGCUCAGAGGGACAGACUAAUGUACAGGGAGUGUUCAG
Messenger RNA from Penaeus monodon (black tiger shrimp), 224 nucleotides. Its product is annotated as cuticle protein AM/CP1114-like. The record is from RefSeq and is a predicted model, not a curated record. NCBI's taxonomy places the organism in Eukaryota, Metazoa, Arthropoda, Malacostraca, Decapoda, Penaeidae. Gene Ontology annotation, cellular component: chitin-based extracellular matrix. Gene Ontology annotation, molecular function: structural constituent of chitin-based larval cuticle.